Penicillium alfredii is the source of this 2316-nucleotide messenger RNA. RefSeq lists its product as uncharacterized. The record is from RefSeq and is a predicted model, not a curated record. NCBI's taxonomy places the organism in Eukaryota, Fungi, Ascomycota, Eurotiomycetes, Eurotiales, Aspergillaceae. Gene Ontology annotation, biological process: cell wall mannoprotein biosynthetic process; protein N-linked glycosylation. Gene Ontology annotation, cellular component: mannan polymerase complex. The coding region runs from base 1 to 2316 and encodes 771 amino acids. The transcript has 5 exons. Gene Ontology annotation, molecular function: alpha-1,6-mannosyltransferase activity.
AUGGGAACCCCACUGAAUGGGACGGUGAUUAUCACAGGAGGAAACGGGUCCCUGGGCUCAGAAAUAGCCGUGGCCAUUGCGAAAAAGCAACCGUUUGCCCAUCUGCUGCUGACAGCACGAAAUGUCCGGGCCGAGGAGGUGCGCAACGUAACGAAUCGGAUCCGCCUCAUCGGGCCCCGAUCGGUCGAAGUCCUCACCCUCGACCUGACCGAGUCGAGAUCCGUGCUGGGCUUUGCGAAAGAUACCGUGGACCGCGUGCGCAACAGGGAGAUUCCGCCGGUGGUCAACCUGAUCCAUUCGGCCGCCAUUUCAUCUUAUGUCGUGGACGAGCCCACGCCCGAUGGCUACGACCCGGUAUAUCAAACCAACUGCAUUGGUCCGUUCUUGUUGACCCUGGGUCUGCUUGAGGCCUUCCGGGCCGGGGAUGGCACCCCGAAUGGAGGCGCAAAGGUGAUCAAUAUCGGGUGCGCGGCUGCAUCCUAUGGGCGAUUGGAUUAUUUUGAUGACGAUAACAACAUUACCCGAUCACCGGGGACACCUUUGAGUGUCAAAGAGGCACAGGUCCGCUAUGCGAGUAGCAAACUAUUAGCCAGUGCUGCGCUGUAUGCGCUGCGAAGAAGCUUGGUGUGGACGGGUAACAUCUCGCUUGACAUCUUCACGUUGGAUCCCGGGGGAAUGACCGGCGGCAGGCACAUGCGCACCGGGGCCCCCCUGUCGGUCAGAGUCGCACAUCACACACGGUCGAGUCUUCGGCCAUUUCUGCGCAUGAUGUCCCGAAGCUCAAUGAACCGGGCCAGUGUUCCGGCCAAGGCGAUCGCCAAGGUCGCAUUCCAGAGUGAUUUGGUGGAGAACUGGCGCAGAGAGCGGUACUAUAUCCUCGACAGCGAGUACGAGGCCGCAUCUGUUCUGCCCAUUCUGCGGGAUGGCUCACUGAUGGGGGCUUUGCUGGUGCAGUUGAUGAAACAGGUAGACGUGGGAUCCAAGAUUCAUAGUGAUGGCUCGCCGAGGAGGACGCGCGCAAGCAUGUUUCAGCCUCGCGUCCAGCCAGCCUUUCGACGUCGGCGGCAGCUCCUCCAACGACUAUUCCUUCUCGCCGGAGUUUUGUUACUGCUCGUGAUCUUGAUUUUUCCCUCAUGGCGCGCCGCAAUCCUUCCCACCCUGUCCCUCGGUCUCCUUUCCUCCUCGGAGGACCUACAACUCCAGACGGUGCGGUACUAUGAUCUGUCGCAAGUGCAGGGGUCGGAGAAGGGAUGGGAGCGUGGCGAGCGAGUACUCAUGCUGACGCCGCUGCGUGAUGCCUCUUCGCACCUCCACAUGUUCUUCUCGCAUCUUCGCAACUUGACCUACCCGCACAACCUCAUCGACCUUGCGUUUCUGGUAUCGGAUUCACGCGAUGACACUCUUGGCAUGCUGUCGCGCAUGCUCGAAGAGAUCCAGAACGACGCGGACCCGAAAAUGACCUUCGGAGAGAUCUCGGUGAUCCAGAAAGACUUUGGGCAGAAGGUGCAACAGGACGUGGAGAGCCGGCAUGGAUUCGAAGCACAAGCUAAUCGGCGGAAGCUGAUGGCUCAGGCCAGGAAUUGGCUGCUGAGCGCAACACUGCGUCCGACCCACAGCUGGGUGUACUGGAGAGAUGCGGACGUGGAAACCGCGCCAUUUACGAUCAUUGAGGACCUAAUGCGGCACGACAAGGAUGUGACUGUCCCGAAUGUAUGGCGACCGCUCCCGGACUGGCUCGGUGGAGAGCAGCCAUAUGAUUUGAAUUCGUGGCAGGAAUCCGAAACCGCACUGGCUCUGGCAGACACUCUGGAUGAAGAUGCUGUGAUCGUGGAAGGGUACGCCGAGUAUGCAACGUGGCGCCCUCACCUUGCCUACCUGCGGGAUCCCUACGGCGAUCCAGAUAUGGAAAUGGAGCUGGACGGAAUCGGAGGGGUCAGCAUCCUGGCCAAGGCUCGCGUUUUCCGCGCUGGCGUGCAUUUCCCGGCGUUCAGUUUCGAGAAACAUGCCGAGACCGAGGGGUUUGGAAAGAUGGCCAAACGGAUGAAAUUCUCGGUCAUUGGACUGCCACAUUACACGAUAUGGCAUCUCUACGAGCCUAGCGUCGACGACCUGCGCCACAUGGAGGAGAUGGAGAUGGAGCGACAAGCUCUCCAACGAGAAGAAAAGGAGCGCGCCCAACAAAAAGAAAACGGCCAAUCCAAGCCUCGGAAUGCGGACCAUGUGAAGGACGAAUCUACCAAAAGCUCCGAAGACGGCCCGGCUGCUCAGCCUGCGAAAGAUGCUGGCAAGGGAGCCUCCAAUGGCAAGGACAAUUAA